UUUAGAGCAGCGUCACACGCGUGAAUUGGCGGAUAGAUUGACUAUUGGAUAAAUCAUUGAGGGAAAAUGAUGGCGAAGAAAAAGUUCAUUGUCGUGUGCACAGUUUUGUUUAGUUUAGCUACGGUAUCAGCCUUCGUUGAAGAGCUCGAUGACACGUUUAAACACACAAGAAAGCCUGACGAGAUAUGGUUGAUAGGAUUCUACGCACCCUGGUGUACCUAUUGCAAGCAGUUGGACCCAGUGUGGUAUGAAAUCGGGGCGGAGCUGAAAAAUAUAGGAUCUCCAGUCAACGUGGGCAAGGUCGACGCAGACAUCCACACCAGUUUCGCAAAAGAGUUUCGAGUUACUGACUAUCCCGCUAUAAAGUUGUUGAAGGAUGACUUGAAAUACACCUACAGAGGUCCUAGAACCAAAGAUGGCAUCUUGGAGUUUGCAGACAGAGUAUCUGGACCUCUGGUGAGAUCACUGCCAAGCCAGCAGGUGUUUCAGAAUGUUAUGAGUAGACAUGACGUUCUCUUUGUCUACUUUGGUGGGCCGUCGGACUUGAAGGAGAAGUACAUAUCUGUAGCCAAGGAAAUGAUUGUUCAUACUUACUUCUUCUCUGCUGCAAGGAACAUUUUACCCAAGACGGUUACUCUCGAGGAAUACCCGGCUGUGGCAGUGUUCAAGGAUGGCACUUACUUCCUUUAUGAUGAACAACAGGGUGGGGACCUCACGUCGUGGAUCAAUAGAGAACGAUUCCUCAAUUACCUCCAGAUUGACAGCUACACCUUGUAUGCAAUGGGAGAUACAGACAAGCUGGUGGUUCUGGCUGUAGUGGAGGAGAAAACCCCUACUAAGGAGAGUAUCCGUUACAAGACCAUGGUGAAAAGAGUGGCCAGUGAAUACAAGGACUUCUAUAGCAAAGAAUUCCAUUUUGGACAUAUGGAAGGAAACGAGUACAUCAAUGGCCUCAUAAUGGAGGAAGUGUCCAUGCCCUUUAUCAUCGUGCUCAACUUGUCUAACGAUGGAUAUUUCUUGCCGCCCAACAAAGUAGAGACAAAGGACCAGCUGUUGAAGUUCAUCGAUGGCGUGUUGAAGGGCCGGAUUAAGUCCCGGGGGGGGAAUGGAUUCUAUUACCGCUUUAUAAGGAUGGCGUUCAACACCAAAACGACUGUUACGAUUAUAUUUACCAAAGCACCCCUUCUGGGCAUCUUCCUCGUCUUUGUUUUUGGCUUUGUGGGGAGUACCUUCUGUUACGUCCUGUACAAGACCUGCCAUAUGGUGAGAUCAGGAAUGAAGGAUGAGGAACCAAUCACUGGAGAGAGGGAGGAACCAAAGCAACUCAAAGGUUCCGGGAGAGACAAGAAGACGAAAAUGAAAAAAAGUGCAGAAAAGAAGUUAGAUUAAGUAUGAAAACGGACAGCUGACCUUCUGACCUUUUUCUAUUGAGCUGCCCUCUUGGCCAGGUUUCCCUAAUAAAAUAGGUAUUCUGACCUGAAAGGGACUUCCUGGAUAAAUAAAGAUGACAUCUAAAUAAGUAUUCUACUGAUGAGUGACCGAAUCAGUGGGUUCAGAGGAAAGAAUUCUUAUCGGAAAUUCUUUCAAAAGCGAACUAUUCCCCCUUCUCUCAGAUGUGCUUGUUUCCAACAAAAAAUAGCAUCAGUAAUUGUCUGAUACGAGUGAUGACUGGUCACCUCCAACGCUUGGAAGAACACUUUGGGAUCUACUUCCCAAUCUGUUUAACUGUGAUCCUGGCUCAGUUGACGUGUCAGUAAGUGAAAUUGAACAGCUGAUCGAGCUGUCAUGUGACCGAAUACUGCAGACAACGCAUGCACAGGUCACUACGGAGGAGUUUUGGUUCCUGACUCAAAGGGAAUACCCUGCUGUCUCCAUCUGAGCAUUAAUGCCACAUUCAAAACACCUGGGAACUCGUAAAUCUCAGAAUUCCGACUUCAGUGCGUUCACGAUAACUGGGAACUUAUGAAAAAAAACUAGCUCCGACUGGGGAAAAAAUAGUUUUGAACGGUCAGUCAACUCGGAAUUCCAACUUGGGAUCUCGGGCCUCUUUCUAAAGCUCUGACUUUCCGACCUAAAGAUCACUAACGUCAUGAUUUGACCUCGUAUUUUUCAGAGUUCCCCAGUUGUCUUGAAAGCACCAUAAAACUCAUGGCACCUUUCGCCAGCUCAUAGCUGUGGGAAGCUAGGUCCAGUGCUCUCGUCUACAUUAAAACCAAAUAUCGAUCCAGGUUGGAUGUGACAGCAGAGAUGAGGUGCGCACUGUCGACCACGCCCCCUGACUUUGAGAAACUCUGACGAGACAUGCAAUCAAACACACCCAUCUCAUUAGUGGUGGUGAGAUAAGAUACAUUAUGUCAGAGUCAUUUGCAAUUGACUGUCAUAGCCCCACAUUAACAGUAGGCCUACGAUGUGAUGGUGAGUUGAGAAGAUAAUCAGAAAUACUGUUAGAAUGUUUUCUAAUUGACUGUCAUAACUCCAAAUAAGAAAGUAAACAUUGGCUGUUCAUUCAGAAUUGUUUUCACAUGGUUGGCGUUGUGAGAAUUUUCAGAUAUCAAAAUGGGGUUUGUGGCCCAAAAACGUUUAGGAACCCCUGUUAUAGCCCUUGUAGAUCUAAGAGAAUUGGCUAGGUUUAAGCCAGGGAUGGGCAACUUUGAUGGGGGGUGGGGGCAACAAAAAAAUCUGAGCUCAUCAUGAGGGGUCGCAGUUGGUUGCGGGUUUGCGUACCACCCCCCACAUUACGAGCAAAACAAUUUAGUGGCCCCCUCUUGACAGUGGAAAUAAUGUAUUUACGUUUUAGAGUACAAUUUGAGCAAUGCUACACCUUUUGCCAUGGGGUGUAGAGAAAAUGUUGCAGUUUAAAGCAAGUUUUAUACAAUUCUACACAUUUUGCCAUGUGGCGGAAAGAAGAUUUAGCAAUUUUCAAAAAAAUCCCAUGCAAUUCUACUCAUUUUGCCAUGGUGCGGAGAGGAACAUGUGCUUUUUACAGCUCAUUUCCUGCAAUUCUACACAUUUUGCCAUAGGGUGUAGAGAAAUAUUUUCAGUUUUUAAUAUGAUAUCUGAGUGAGACAUCCUAACAAAAUAAACGGAGGCUCCACAGCUGGUAUUUCAACCAUGGUAACAAUUUUAGAUAGCUGGCCGCUAAAGUAACUUACUGUGCAAUCUAAUUGAUUGACUAUCAGUGAUUGAAAACUGAUGAUGCACAACCAAAUUUAGAAAUUACACCUUGUGUAUUAUACUAUUCUAACUCGCAACAGGAAGUUGAGACCCUGACUGAGACCCCCCCCCCCCCCUAAAAAUAAAUAAUAGAAAAAUAAAAUCCAGUAACAUGCAAAAGAGGGGCGGCACGUGGGCUGCCAGUUGCCCAUCCCUGGUUUAAGCAAUAUUGUAAUGACUUGAAUUGCCUUCUGAUAGGCUGGGUGGUGUGCCUAGGGAGUGCCUAGGGGAGGAGGUUAAUUCGUGAUUCAGGUUGAGUGGUUACCUUAGUAUGUUCAGCGGUACUUUAUUUCAGGGGCGCAACUUUCAUUGGGGACAGGGGGACAUGUCCCCCCCACAUUCUGAAAUGAAACAUUAUAUACAGUUGAAGUCGUAAGUUUACAUACAUUUAGGUUGGAGUCAUUAAAACUAGUUUUUAAACCACUCCACAAAUGUCUUGUUAACAAACUAUAGUUUUGGCAAGUCGGUUAGGACAUCUACUUUGUGCAUGACACAAGUAAUUUUUCACAAGUAAUGUAUAUAUAUCUAUUAUUAUUGUUAUUAUUUUUUAUUAUUAUUAUUUUUUAUCUAUAUGUGUCAGGCCACCCAAGUGGCGCAGCGGUCUAAGGCACUGCAUCUCAGUGCAAAAGGCGUCACUGCAAUACCUGGUUUGAUUCCAGGCUGCAUCACAUCUGGUCGUGACUAGACGUCCCAUAGUGCAGCGCAAAAUUGGCCCAGGGUAGGACAUCAUUGUAAAUUAGGAUGUGUUCUUAACUGACUUGCCUGUUUAAAUUUAAAAAAUCAAUUACAACAAAAAGUAUUUUGAAUGUGAUAGAAAACAAGGCAACAGUGUACUUCAGGACCAUGCGGAUGCCUCCAAGUGGUCGGGUAGGCUGUCCAGUCUGUUUAUCCGACUGGAUAUUUUUUUUAAAUUAUAUAUAUAUAUGUCCCCCCCACUUCUAAAACCAAAGUUGCGCCCCUUCUUUAAUUUCUACAUCAUGGAUCCUUUUCUGAUAAAUUAUUGGGGUUUUGCCCCUUCACUACAAACUCUUUUAUUUGUUUCAUUUUAUAUCUUAUAAAUGUUUUCUUAAAAAAAUAUAUAUUAUUAAUAUCAAUUCAGUUUUGUAGAAGAGAAUUUGUAGGGAUGUAUGUAUGUAUUUAUGUAAACUGGAAUUUUCCUCACAGCGAGUUACAACCAGGAGGGGUUUACAGUUGAAAUGUUCUUAUUGGUUCUACUAUGGUGUUAUUGUUUUAGGAUCAUCAUUAAAGCGCUGUGAAACACUGUAUGAAUGUAUCUACAGCAGUAACACUUCUGACUUUCUAUACCUCGACAUUCCCUGAACACGAAUUUGACGAGAUAUUGAACCUUUGAUAAUUUUUAAACAAUUUUUGUUUUUAAAAGUGUCAUUCAUCCUUCCAUCCAACAUUCACUCAUCCUUCCAUCCAACAUUCAUUCAUCCUUCUAUUCAACAUUCACUCAUCCUUCCAUUCAACAUUCAUUCAUCCUUCCAUUCAACAUUCACUCAUCCUUCCAACCAACAUUCACUCAUCCUUCCAACCAACAUUCAUUCAUCCUUCCAUCCAACAUUCACUCAUCCUUCCAUCCAACAUUCACUCAUCCUUCCAUCCAACAUUCACUCAUCCUUCCAUCAAACAUUCACUCAUCUUUCCAUCCAACAUUCGUUCAUCCUUCCAUUCAACAUUCACUCAUCCUUCCAUCCAACAUUCAUUCAUCCUUCCAUUUAACCACUUCAUCUUCUUUCAUUGAACGUUGUGGUUUGUGUAUCUCAGGUCAGAAUGUGGCCCUUCAUGUACUGACUGUACAGGGACCUCCUCAGUGUGUUUUCCUCUGAUCUAAGGGAUCUAAUUUAUAAUGUCUCAGAAUGUAUCUUGUUGCAAUAAACACUUAAAGAAAACAUUACUGAUUCCUGGGAUUAUUUUACA
Messenger RNA from Salvelinus fontinalis (brook trout), 5136 nucleotides. RefSeq names its product protein disulfide-isomerase TMX3-like. The coding region runs from base 67 to 1389 and encodes 440 amino acids. Lineage: Eukaryota; Metazoa; Chordata; Actinopteri; Salmoniformes; Salmonidae. The transcript has 16 exons. Gene Ontology annotation, cellular component: endoplasmic reticulum. Gene Ontology annotation, molecular function: protein disulfide isomerase activity. Gene Ontology annotation, biological process: peptidyl-cysteine oxidation. The record is from RefSeq and is a predicted model, not a curated record.